AACUACAAUUCCUAGUGUGCAGUGCGCACGGGGGUGAAAAUUGCCUAUAGAUUGAGGAUGAGGUGCCGAUGGCUGGGACUGGUCUGAGGCUUUCACCGGAGGAUGGCAGCGUGUGACAGGGAGAUAGUCUAUCACAAGGAUAGCUCCCAGAGUGAAGAUAUUGAUGAGUGGGAUGAUGCGGCACUUAUUAAGUCCUAUGAGAAGGCUGUCCAGUCUUUCCAGGACAUGCUAAGAUGCAGUGAUAAAAACAGGAGGCCAGAGGGUUCCUCUGCACCAGGAGACCCCCAGAAAGAAAGCAAGCGAGAGGGGCCUCGUGAAACAGAUUGGGAGAGAGAAGGUCACCGAGAUCACAUGAAAGAUGAGGUUGAAAAAUGGAACAAAAAGAAGAAGGCGCAGCCCCCUCCACCUCUCACCCGCCCCCUGGCUUCCAAAUGGAAAGUAGGGGACGCCUGUAGUGCUGUGUGGUCAGAAGAUGGAUGCGUUUACCCAGCUACUGUAAAAUCUAUUGAUCGGGAGGCUGGGACAUGUGUGGUCCAGUAUGAUGGCUAUGGGAAUACAGAGAGACACCAGCUGGAUGAGAUAGUGUCUGUAGGGAGCAGUGGAGAUAGCACUCCUCCUGCCAGACAGUGGAAAGUUGGCGACCGUUGUUCAGUGCAGUGGUCGGAGGAUGGACAGCUAUACAGUGCGAUUAUUCGCUCUUUGGAUGAGGUGUUGGGCACCUGUGUGGUGGUGUAUGAGGGAUAUAAGAAUGAGGAAGAGCACAACUUGGCUGACUUGAUGCCUCCAACCAAUUCCCCCUCACACUCUCGCGGCAAGAAGCAGGAUGAGGAGGACACAGAUUGGCUUUACACAAGGAGAAGUUCCACCUCUUCACCAGACUUGUCUCGCAAUUGGAGGAAGCAGGGGAAGAAAUCUGAUUGGAUGUAUGCCUUUCCGCCACCACCCCCACCUCCACCACCCCCUCCACCUCCCCCUCCAUCGUUACCACCCCCUCCACCACCAAAGGGUUGUUUCUGGCCCCCACCACCUCCCCCAGUAAGGGCUCAUCUGCCGACCUGGCACAAUUGGCCCCAGUCUGCCCCUUUGCCACCCCCUCCUCCCCCACCACCAUUCUUCAGCGCAGAAUGGGAGGACUAUGAUGAGGAGGAACAGGAGGAUGAAGAUGUAUUGGCUUGUAUGCUGAUGGCUUGGUAUAUGACUGGAUAUCACACUGGCUUCUACAAGGGCUUGAAACAGGGUAGAGCUGAGGCACUGAGACCAAAUCUGAGAAAAGGGCCCAGAAGAAAGUAGAACAGCACAAUCAGGUGUGUAAUCUCUCAACUGCCAGAGAAUGGCAUCUACAGACCGUCCAAGAGUGUAGUGACAAUAUGUCCUCAAGCCCAUUCUUCUCUCCUCAGGAUUAAAGGAUUAUCUCUCCCAUGGAGAAGGCAGGACGUGUGCAAACUCUGCAGGUCCCUCAUUGCACCUUGGACAGACCUCCCCUCUUUUCUCCUAGUUUAAUGUAUAUGCUCGCUGAUGCUUAAAUUCCAAGAUAAAAAU
Molecule: messenger RNA, 1539 nt
Organism: Pelobates fuscus (common spadefoot toad)
Lineage: Eukaryota; Metazoa; Chordata; Amphibia; Anura; Pelobatidae
Product: survival motor neuron protein-like
Exons: 9
Coding region: 103-1290 (395 amino acids)
Biological process (GO): mRNA processing
Cellular component (GO): nucleus; cytoplasm
Molecular function (GO): RNA binding
Source: RefSeq, a predicted model, not a curated record